Podarcis raffonei (Aeolian wall lizard) is the source of this 3920-nucleotide messenger RNA. RefSeq names its product scratch family transcriptional repressor 2 (gene SCRT2). The record is from RefSeq and is a predicted model, not a curated record. Bases 139 to 984 code for a protein of 281 amino acids. Gene Ontology annotation, molecular function: RNA polymerase II cis-regulatory region sequence-specific DNA binding; DNA-binding transcription factor activity, RNA polymerase II-specific. The transcript is spliced from 2 exons. Gene Ontology annotation, biological process: regulation of DNA-templated transcription. Lineage: Eukaryota; Metazoa; Chordata; Lepidosauria; Squamata; Lacertidae.
AUCUCCGCCCCUCCCUCCUCUCGCUCCCGAGCGGAGAGCGGGCGCUGUCCAAAGUGCUGAUCGCGGCUCCGGAGGCGGCAGCAGCAGUAGCAGCAGCCAGAGGCGGCGGAGGCGGCGGCGUCUCGGGUCCUUUGCACGAUGCCUCGCUCUUUCCUGGUCAAGAAGAUCAAGGCGGACGCUUUCCAGCCCAGCCCGGCGACCCCCACUUACCACCCCUUGGAAACUUCCUACAAUGAGUUGGCAGGACCCCUGGGAGCCGGCGACCCUGGGGUGGAGGAUGGCUAUCUCCAGACCUGCCUCGCGUCGUCCGGCUACAAGAAUGAAAAGAAGAAGCUCCACUUGGCGUCCUCAGACCCAAUCUACACGCCGUCGCACGAAGACUACAGCGACCCCGAGAGCCCCCAAUCCAGCUUGUCGGCGCACUACUUCAACGGCGAAGCCGCCGUCACCGAGAGCUACUCGAUGGACGCCUUCUUCAUCACCGACGGGCGGUCGCGGCGCCGGGGAGAGGGCCAGCGGCGGGGCGCGCACCGCCACUCGUGCAGCGAGUGCGGCAAGACCUACGCCACGUCUUCCAACCUCAGCCGGCACAAACAGACGCACCGCAGCCUGGACAGCAAGAUGGCGAGGAAGUGCCCCACCUGUUCCAAGGCCUACGUCUCCAUGCCCGCCCUGGCCAUGCACAUCCUGACGCACAACCUCAAACACAAGUGCGAUGUGUGCGGCAAGGCUUUCAGCCGGCCGUGGCUCCUGCAGGGACACAUGCGUUCCCACACGGGCGAGAAGCCCUUUGGCUGCUCCCACUGCGGAAAGGCCUUCGCCGACCGCUCCAACCUGCGGGCUCACAUGCAGACACACUCGGCCUUCAAACACUACAAGUGCAAGCAAUGUGAGAAGACCUUCGCCCUCAAGUCGUACCUCAACAAGCACUACGAGUCAGCCUGCUUCAAGGGGGCUGAGCACGCCUGCGAGGAGGAGAACUGAGCCGGCCAGGGGAAGGAGAGAAGGUCCAGGGGCAGGACCACGGCAACCGUCUUCAGGGAUCUGGGGUUUGGACAAGAAAGGACAAGCGUCGCCCUGGGAGGCGAAAGGGACCGCCGCAACAAAUUGCAAGUCGUUCUGUUACCGGGAGGAAGCACUUAAGAACCUGGCAACCGCAACCUGUCCUUCUCAGAAGGUGAUGGAGACCUUGGGAAGAUGGCAAGCAUUGGUCCUGAGGCCCAGCAACCUUCAAACCCAGCGGUGGUCCAUGGGAUGUUCUCCAGAUAUUGUUGGACCACCGCUCCCAUCAACCACAUGUUCAUCAGCGGUGGGAGCUGUGGUCCGCAGAACGUUCUCCACCCCUGGUCCUCCUGACCUGCCUUUUUCUCCUUCCUUCUCCAAAUCGUCAACCGAAGCAAUAACUCCAGUCAAUGCCAGCAGAAGGCCGUCUUCUGGGAGACUCCUUGCUUGGUCUCGCACGAGCGAGAGAAGCUUUUGACUUUUCUUCAGGAUUACCAGGAUAGAGAGAGGGAAAGAGACAGUCGUCUCUCUUUCCAUAUCUCUCUCUCUCUCUCUCUCUCUCUCUCUCUCUCUCUCUCUUUCUUUCAGAUAACUUGGGAAAUGCCGGGUGUAUUUAUAUUAUUUAUUACGUUAUUUAUUUAGUGUGCUGCUCCUUCUUCUCCCCUUGAUGAGGAGGAAGAAAAGCUAUCAGUGUUGCCCUUUGAGAUCUUUUGGGGACAGAACGAGUGCAGAAGCUGUGAAACCCAACUCAGGGGCAUUGUGAGGAAGGGUACCCAUGAAGCUGACAAGGCUGGGUGUGGGACGCUUGGACGGAGCGACUUCUCAAAUCAUGCUUUGGAAGCGAGGAAGAGAUUGAUUUGUUGUGUUUGGCAUAGGAAACAGGAACUUUUUUUUAUGUCUGAAGGACCCAGGAAGGCACAAUGCGUGGGUGGGGGGAGAGAACCAGUCAUUUCUUUCUUUCCAUAUGGUUGUCAGAAUUAGGAUCUCCGCCAGACAGCCUGUUUGUUGAGCAUCCAUCCCGAUUUGUUUGCAGAGGUUAUAGGUCUUCUCAUUCCAGGUUACUUGACAUCUCCACCUAGUGGUUGCUAAAAGUGAUGCCUUUGAGAGGGGACUUCACCAAAGAUGGCCCUCAUUCACCCAUCUCCACAUUGUGGGAUGCCCUCAAGAGCUUCCGAGUAACAACGCCAUGUUCUCUGGAAGAACCCAACUCAAAAACCCCAACCAUAACCUCUCCAUCCUCCUGUCAUCCCAAGAGAAGCAUUCUUCAUUGAAGGCCGGAAGGGACAAGGGCGAGAAACAGAUUGACUGCAUAGCUAAAUCCAAACAUCGUUUUCACUCGGUGGCAUAGCCAGGCAGUGGCGUAGGAAGGCGGUGCGGUGGGUACAGUUCGCCCUGGGUGUCAUCACUGAGGGGGGUGACAAAAUGGCAAAAAUAUGUGUUUCUGAAAAAGUAACUCCCCCACCCACUGCACACCCCUUGCUACGUCACUGCAGAAACACUCUGCCCUCGAGUGAUUUCCAGAAACCAGAAGCAUUGCUCUCUCCAACUUUGCAGGCAGAGCACAGCCUUUAUGACUAGUAGCCUUUGACAGCCCUCUCCUCCAUGAACCUGCCUAAUUCAGAGGCGUAGCUAGGUGAGGCAGGGGAACUGGGCGCCACACCGCGGGGCCUGCAGCGUACCUGAGCCAUGCGUCACUCCUGGGGGGGAGGCAGAAGGUGGACUGCCUGCAAGCUCUGCGCUGCUUUUUUGAGCAGCGUGGGGCUUGCGUCUGCCCACCGCCUCAGCUGCCCUACAGCUGAGGGAGAGGCUGUGGAGAGGCCCCACACAGUACGCCCUGCCUUGGCUCGCCCCAUCCCCAUGGGUGGCUUGCUCCGCCCCUGGCUGCAGGGUGCAUGCACUGCCCCGGGCACCAGAGCGGCUAGCUACACCACUGUAGCCACACUGUAGCUGUUUUUGUUGCCAUUCCACAUUUGCUAAUGACAGGUGUGGAAUCUCUUGCUGCUACAGAGGCACCCGUAUUAGAUGCCCAUAUUCUUCCUUUGAGAAGUGUCAAUGGAUUGUGGCGCACCAUUUGCCUUUCAGCCAAUCAGGAGGCCUCUGCUCAGCUCCCACCUUCUUGCCUUUGCAAGCCCAUCAGAGGUAUGGGAUGUAACGGGGGAGGGGGCAGCUUCAUGCCACUCUCGUAGCAGAAAUAUAGUGCAUCCAUUUCCCUUUGAUUGAGGAGUUUGUCCUUUCAAACGUGUGAGUUAGCAAGAAUGGCAGCUGCUGCCAUAAAUUUAGGAGCUCUCUAUUUUAAAGUUCUAAUUUAUCCUAUUUAUGCUAUUUAUUGUUUAAGAAGAAUGGGUGGGUGAAACAUUGGGGGUUUCUUUGCAUGAAUCCUAGCAAGCAGGACGUCGAUGGCAGAAGCUGUUUGCAGGUACACCAUUGUCACAGAAGCUGAAGGCAUAUUAGAGCUCUGUAGCGGCAGCGGCUGUUUUCAAAGAGCUAGGAUCCAUUUGCAAGGAGAAAUCACCGAUUUACUUUGACCUGUGUUAGAGACGGUUGUUGAAUGAUGGGAACUGGACUUUGAAUAUUCACAUGCAAAACAUACCCUAUUUCGUUGCACUGUGGGUCUUUGCCUAAGGUUAGUCAAUGCUGCCCCUGGGAUGGGAUGGAGGGAGACCGAGAGUGAAUACAGGGUUCCUCAGAUGACCUGUUUAUUGAACACGUGUCCUGACUUGCUUGCACAAAGCUUACGAGGCAAGGUAGAUUGUACCCAGUCUCUACAGAGCAAUCUGAAUUGUUUGUGGAGAGGCUAUAUGACAAUGAGCAUUCAUCCUGCAUUCAUCCUGAUCUGCUUGUGGGAAUAUUUACAUCUCCAUGUGUUAGCUCAUACCACUUUCCACAGCAUUUUGCUAUUACUUCCCUAAGUGCAAACU